GCGGUUUUAACUUUUAAGUCUUCAAUACAACCAUUUUCUUGCAUUUCUUCUUCCCCUCCACCGACUAUAAAACCAAAAUUUCCAAAACCCAAAAUUUUCUCAAUUUUCAUCCAAUCAGACCCUGAAACAGUGAUUCAGGGUUCUAAGAAAUUAGAUAAGAGGUACAUCUCAUUUGCAGAAAAAGAAGAUAAAAGGUUUCAAUUUUUUGUUUUUCGAAAAUGCUUCCUCAACAAAGUUCUCAAUCCGAGUCAAAUCGGUCAUCUCCUCACAAAAUCGAACCCUCAUCACCGAGAUUUCUGUCUGCAACAAAUACUCCACCUAUAGCUGGAGCUCAACGUAAGAUAGCAAUAGCUGUUGAUUUGAGUGAUGAAAGUGCUUAUGCAGUGAAAUGGGCUGUACAGAAUUACCUCCGACCUGGUGAUGUUGUAAUUCUUCUUCAUGUCAGACCAACUGGUGUUCUUUAUGGAGCUGAUUGGGGUUCAAUUGAUUUAAGUGUUGAAACAGAUGAAGAAUCUCAACAAAAACUUGAAGAUGAUUUCGAUGCUUUCACAACAACCAAGUCAACUGAUCUUGCUCAGCCAUUAGUUGAAUCGCAAAUUCCAUUUAAGAUUCAUAUUGUGAAAGAUCAUGAUAUGAAGGAAAGACUUUGUUUAGAAGUUGAAAGGUUAGGGUUAAGUGCUGUUAUUAUGGGUAGUCGAGGGUUUGGUGCAUCUAAGAGGAAUAAGAAAGGCAGACUUGGAAGUGUUAGUGAUUAUUGUGUUCAUCACUGUGUUUGUCCAGUUGUUGUUGUUAGACUUCCAGAGGAUAAAGAUGAUGCUGCUGAUGAGGAGAAAGAAAAAGAGGGAGAUCUUCAUACAGUUCCAGAGGAGGAUGCGGAGAGUCAUGAUGCCUCCGUUGAAAAGAAAGAUGCAUAAGAAGUCCGUGUGUUCGUGGUGGGGUCCUCAUGAAUCCAGAGUUUGAGAAACAUGCUCGAGUUGAAGACCAGGAGAAGUUUUAGAGAACUGAGAAGGUUUCGUGCUGGUUGCUGGGACUCACGCCAUGUAAAUUUGAAGGCUGCAAUGUUGUUAACUCUUUCUCUUUCUUUCUCCAUCUGAUCUAUUUAUAGUUUUGUUGUCUGUAUGUUGCACAUAAGAAUAGUGGAUACUUGAUGGAUGGUAUUCAUCUGGUGGCUUAGGACGGUUGUUGAUGUAGGUUCUUCAAAAGGAUUCUACUGCUUUUCUUUGUGAAAUAUAUGUUCUGUUGUUAGAUGUA
Papaver somniferum (opium poppy) is the source of this 1251-nucleotide messenger RNA. Its product is annotated as universal stress protein PHOS32-like. Bases 219 to 914 code for a protein of 231 amino acids. The record is from RefSeq and is a predicted model, not a curated record. Lineage: Eukaryota; Viridiplantae; Streptophyta; Magnoliopsida; Ranunculales; Papaveraceae. The transcript is spliced from 3 exons.